CAACGUCAUUGAAUGACGUUUCAAAUUUUGUCGUAUAUAGGCUUUGCGGUUACAUCGUGAAAAUUUUCUUCCAUCAAAAUUUGAAAUAACAAAAAAAAAAAAACAAACACCUUCCAUCGCUGAUCAUCGAAGAUGCAAACUACGAACGAACGAUACCAAGUCCUAUUCGAGGUCUUCGAACAUGCGCUGAACGAUGAAUGAAAAUGUAUCUCAUCGCCUUUCGGUCAACUUCCUCAAACUCACAUGGCUCCAGAUAAAAAAUGCCUCACCGGCAUCACCGUCGUAAGCGAAAGUCUUCGGGACAACGUGCCGACUUCCACCACUCGAGACAAGAUACGAGGCGUCUGCGCUUAUCUUGGAAAUUUGUCGAGACACAACACGCCGAAUAAGUAUCAGCCGUGUCCGGUACCCGCACAUGGAAGUGGUUGCGGUGCGCUUCUUCGAUACAAUCGAAAACGUAAAAAGACCGAAUCGGAUUUAUUGGCUGGCCGCGAGCUGCAGAAUGCUGACGACGAACCGCCGCAAGCGAAGACUAAACCGAAAUCUAGCUCGUUGGACAAGGAGCCGUGUUUCUGCAGUGCGAAAAUCGCGAGCGCAGGGAUUAACAACAAUCGACAACGUAUCUUGAGACGAAAGAGGGCAAAAUCGAAAACUCCGGAUACUAAAAUUCCAGUCAGGAUUACGGAUGAAACAAUCAACACGGAAUGUAGAAAACCACCGGAAACCACUGCAGCCGUACCGGCGCCUUCUCCACCCGCGGUCUCCCAUCGAGAAGCUUUUCGAAAAGAUCGUCGUCGAGAUUUGAGCAGCCUAGUAAAAUCCGUGGUUAAAAGAACCGACGAACCUGUUUGGCGUAGCGUGAUUGGACAGAAAACUUUGAUCGGGAAUGAAGUUAACCCUUCGUCGAAAGCCUCGGCGGCUCGACACAAUGUCAAAAAUAUAAUGGGCCUGACGAGUGAUCACGAAAACCGGGGUAACAAAUUGUCAAAGAAUAAGAUCGUCAAGGUAUUGUGGCACGCCACUAACUAUAAAGAUCCCGAUUAGGGGUGAAAAAAAAAAAAAAAAACGGAAAACGGAUAUUAAAAUACAUUGCUGGAUG
Molecule: messenger RNA, 1099 nt
Organism: Athalia rosae (coleseed sawfly)
Lineage: Eukaryota; Metazoa; Arthropoda; Insecta; Hymenoptera; Athaliidae
Exons: 2
Coding region: 244-1044 (266 amino acids)
Source: RefSeq, a predicted model, not a curated record